Molecule: messenger RNA, 2905 nt
Organism: Geodia barretti
Lineage: Eukaryota; Metazoa; Porifera; Demospongiae; Tetractinellida; Geodiidae
Source: the annotation of a GenBank genome assembly
GUUAGUUGGGCGGUUGCUUCGUGACGGACUCUACCUUGAAGCGGUGCAGUGCUAUGUACAGGGAUCCUCCGCGCUCUGACGAGGACCGCCGGCUUUUCCUGGCCGUGCUGCAGUCGGGUUUGGAUCACGUGAUCCGCACGAGCCCCUCCCUCUUCCCGUCUCUCCUUCAAAGCCUCUGUCCUCGGUUCGGGCUGGACGAGGGAGUCCUCCUGGUGCUGGGGAAGAUGUUUCUCCGUCGGGAAAUGCACGCAGAAGCCGAGUACUUUCUGCAAAAGGUAUUGAGUGAAGUGAAUCCAGUGUGCCUGAUAGCCAGAGAAAAUCUGAGGAUGCUGUAUGAAAUGGUCGUUCCGAGGUGGCAUUUUCACAUGCUCAACGACUUGGUUCGAAACUCGUCCUAUUCCAGAGCCAUCUCCGAAGCCAUCGCCCGCAUUCCAGACUGCAGUGUCCUUGAUAUUGGUUCUGGAACUGGACUCUUGAGCAUGUUAGCUGUCAGAUCUGGUGCCUCGAGAGUGUACGCUUGUGAAAUGGAUGCUACCAUGGCAACAAUGUCGCAUGACAUCAUAGCAGCCAAUGGAAUGGCGGACAGAAUUUCAAUAAUCAACAAGAUGUCUGGCGACCUAGAAAUACCGCAGGACAUUCCUGAAAGGGUGUGUCUGGUUGUCACGGAGACGGUGGAUGCAGGGCUACUGGGAGAAGCCAUAGUAAGGACAAUCAGAGGAGCCUGGUCACGACUGCUGUUGCCAAAGCAACCGAGUGGGUCCAAUGAGAUUGCUCGGUGUGGUCAUGUGAUACCAUGUGGUGCGACUGUCUACUUGAUGGCAAUUGAGUGUCCAUAUAUUGCCCGGACAAGCAAACUUGUUUCAGAUGAAGUGGGUGGUCUUAGUUUCCGUGGGAUUGCUCUCGAAGGCAGCUGCAAGGGCUCCAGUGAGGGAACGGAGGUGGGGGACAAGUGGACUGUGGAAAUGAGCAAUGGAGGAAGGGGAGGAAGGGCGGGUGAGAGAGUGGGGAGGGUGUGGAGAGGGGAGAGGGGGAGAGAGAACAGCGGAUUGUCAAAAGAACCCUACACAUGCGAGAGACUCAGUUCUAUCGACGGAGGAUACUCUGAAUUGAGCAGAGUUCAUAGAGCACUAUCUCUUGACUUUUCUGACCCUGAGGUUCCACUUUCAUCUGUGAACUUAGUUGUUCCCAUGGUAAGGGCAGGAUGUUUGGACGCCGUGGCAACGUACUACGACCUCCACCUGGACCCCACCAUCACGAUAAGCACAUAUCCUCACGACAACCAAAACUGCUGCUGGGAACAGGCCGUGUAUCCCGUGACGACCUCGGGAGAUGGGUGUGAGGGAGGAGGGAGAAUAUCAGUUGCUGAGGGGGACACUGUCCAUCUUACGGCAAUUUGCACCGAUUCUCUGCUGCAUGUGAUGGUGACCAAGAUUGAGAGGGGGAAUAUGGGCCGUCCCGCUUCAGGAUCGUCCACUGGCAAAGUGAAUAUGGACCGUCCUGUUUCAGGAUCGUCCGUUGGCAAAGGGAAUAUGGACCGUCCUGUUUCAGGAUCGUCCGUCGGCAAAGGGAAUAUGGGCCGUCCUGUUUCAGGAUCGUCCACUGGCAAACAGGACGUUGCCUGUGCUGUUUCGGGAUUGUCCCUUGGAGAUGUCGACUGUCCCAUUUCAGGAUCGUCCAGUGUCCAUUUCGUGGAUAGAGGUGCAGUAUUUAGACUGAACGAUGCUGGAUAUCAUGAAGUAUACUCGGAAGCUAUAUCCCACGCCUUAAGACUGUUGCGGGAGAGCAAAAGUGAAAGUGAAUCCAGUGACAUUGCUGCAGACCCCAACAACCCUAAUACAACAGGUGUGAACUGUGAGGUGAAAUCUGAUGACGAGAGGUCAACUGAUGAAGAUGGAGACAUUGCAGAGAUAAUUGCCAUGGAUUUGAGCCACGAACUCUCCAUAUUUGGUCUUAUGGCUGCUAACAUAGGAGUUGAUUUUGUCCAAAUUGGAAGAUGUCAUGAUAUCUAUACGUCACUCGUGGAAGCGGUUGCCAGGAAGAACGGUCUCCAAGAGAAAACAUCCAUCAAGUGGGCGGAGCUUGAGUCGACCUUUGAACCCAGUCUACUGUGGGAUAUAGUUCUGUGUGAUGUAGUUAGUCCUCAGGGAAUUCUGAGACCUAUGGUCUUUGAAGAAAUUGGAUCUGUCAGGGAGUGUCAGUCUCAUUCCGAUACCGUCAUUCUCCCGGGGCGAGUGGCGGUCCAUUCCGUCGCCAUUUCUUCCCCGGACCUCCGUGCGCAGACAACAGUUCUCGGUUCGGUACCAACACUGGGGCUGGACAUUGCUCGCUUCAUCAACAAGUACCAGGUGAUCCACUACAUUGACCUCGACCUCAGUUCACUGGCUCAUGACAGACUGACAGAAGAUACUGAACUACUCUCCAUUGAUUUGAUUCUCUCUCGAACACACCUUUCAAAGUAUGAGGAGAGAGAGGUGAGUGUGGAGGUGACUAGUUCUGGAAGUCUGACUGGGUUUCUCUAUUGGUUCUCACUGCACUUCCCUAAUGGAGCUACCAUAUCCACUGCUGGCUCUCAACACUCUGGACAGCUUGCUGGGAGGCACUGGCACCAGGCAGUGUUCUGUCUACAAGAAGACGUGCCUCUCGUCAAAGGACAGACUCUAUCUCUCAGAGCUCUCGUAUCUGACAGUCUCCUGGACCUAUCCCUCUCCAGGGUUCAGUGAUCUCUCUCUCACCUACCUCCACGCUGAUUCUCUCUCUACUCUCUUAUUUUUCUCCACUGAGGACUGAUUCUUUCCCUUUUAGGCGAACUCUGUUUUUCCAUGAGAGACCAGAAAACAGUGUCUCUUUCUCUCUCCCUUCCCCCUCUCACACUCUAGUAUAUAGCUCUAUUCAGCCACUUUUCAUA